GUCGCCGCCAAAAUAUCGGACGUGCAUGCGCGUGAGCAUCGUGGUUGCGCGGGCCGCGGCUUCAUUCGGCUUUCGGCGCUCAUAGCUGUCGUGUCGGCGUAGCUGAGAUCUCUGCGUGUGUCUUUCUCUCCCACGUACGAAAAAUCAAACGCAGUCCUCAGUCAGUGAAACAUGUCGGGACGCGGCAAAGGCGGCAAGACCAAGGGAAAGGCGAAGACCCGCAGCAGCAGGGCAGGGCUGCAGUUCCCCGUAGGGAGAAUCCAUCGUCUCCUGAGGAAAGGCAACUACGCAGAGCGCGUCGGCGCCGGAGCACCGGUCUACCUCGCCGCCGUGAUGGAAUAUUUGGCGGCCGAAGUGCUCGAGUUGGCCGGAAACGCCGCCAGGGAUAACAAAAAAACGAGGAUAAUUCCACGUCAUCUACAGUUGGCCAUCCGGAAUGACGAGGAGCUCAACAAACUAUUGUCUGGAGUGACUAUUGCUCAAGGGGGUGUCCUGCCUAAUAUCCAAGCUGUUCUUUUGCCGAAGAAAACUGGUACUGGUGGAUCUGGAAAAGGCGACAAAGCAUCCCAAGAAUAUUAGAAUAUUAUACAUUUAUAACAAACCGUACUUUAGGAAUGUCUUUGUUUCUUGAAACCAGAGAAUUGAAUAUUCCUAUAAAUCUGCGGCAGGGCCAGAUCUACAUAGUUGCGGAGGUUUUGAUGGAUAAAAAACAUAAUGAUCGAUAACAAACAAUAUCACAUUAUUUAAUUAUUCUUCAUUCUUAUUACGUUUUUUAUGUCGAGUCUUGAUAAGCAUGUUUUUUUCGCAUUGCUCAUUGACAACCUCCUGCAUGUGCACUGAUUUGUGUGACAUUAAGUUCAUUUUUAUGCCUUCCUGUAAAUUGUACCAAGUCCUAUACUAGACACUAUGAAAAGUAUAAAUUACUGCCUAAGUAAAAUACAUGUCAUAGUUAUCUUAGUUAACCAUGUUAGUGUUAAACUGUGCUAUUUCUAAAUUGCUAUAUUAAUUUAAGAGACUGUGUGAUUGUUAAAUGAACAUCUCCUACUAUAUUUAAAUAGAAUAUUUUAAGUAGUAUUGUUGCUACUAUUAAUAUAUUUCCUUUCUCUUUUCAUUUCUCACAUUUUUCUUUUCUUUUUGUUUAGUAUGCACUAUAUCAUUUUAGAAUGUUCACAAACUUUUAUUACAAAUAAAUCUUUACAAAUGUGUAACAAAAUAAUCUUAAACUUUUGUUGAAUGUAAACAAUGUUUAAUGUGAAAAUAAAUGGUAACACAUCCCUACUUGAACCUGA
Molecule: messenger RNA, 1289 nt
Organism: Odontomachus brunneus
Lineage: Eukaryota; Metazoa; Arthropoda; Insecta; Hymenoptera; Formicidae
Product: histone H2A-like
Exons: 3
Coding region: 172-579 (135 amino acids)
Cellular component (GO): nucleosome
Molecular function (GO): protein heterodimerization activity; structural constituent of chromatin; DNA binding
Source: RefSeq, a predicted model, not a curated record